This is a messenger RNA of Temnothorax curvispinosus, 5484 nucleotides long. It is a transcript of the gene pnut, whose product is annotated as septin-7. The transcript has 11 exons. NCBI's taxonomy places the organism in Eukaryota, Metazoa, Arthropoda, Insecta, Hymenoptera, Formicidae. Bases 2957 to 5101 code for a protein of 714 amino acids. Gene Ontology annotation, cellular component: cell division site; microtubule cytoskeleton; septin ring. The record is from RefSeq and is a predicted model, not a curated record. Gene Ontology annotation, molecular function: molecular adaptor activity; GTPase activity; GTP binding. Gene Ontology annotation, biological process: cilium assembly; cytoskeleton-dependent cytokinesis.
UUCAAAUUAAUAAACUUUAGUUAAAGACGAGGUGAAAUACUUAAAGAUUUAAUAUUUGGAAUUAGUACAAAAGUGCAAACGUUGCAGUACGUUCUGAAUUCUUCGAAAUUCACCAACCAACUGAUCUAAAUCCAGUUUUUUUGUCAUAACAUGAUGAAGAUGUAGAAUUGCAAUGUUAUUAAGAUGAUCUUGCAACAUUGUAGAACGUAGAUAAUUCUUCAGUCGCCUUAAACUGGAAAAACUUCGUUCAUUAGUGCAAGUGGAACCUGGUACAGUCAGGAAAAGCUGAAAUAUUCUGGAACGAGCACACCAGGCAUUUUUCUCGAAGAAUGUUACUACAUCUUUCACAUGUCUCAGUUAAACAUUUUUCGCUGUUAAAUUUCUUACUAAAAAAAAUGUCAAGCUAAAAUUCACACUAAAAAAUGUCACGUAUGGUAUGUACCAUACUGACCAUACUGGUGCUGCUACCUCUGCAAUUAUCUGCGUUUUACAUAUAAAUCGUGAUACAUGGAAUUUAUUUGACAUUUAAUUCAUUAUUAAUAAAUGUAAUAGGUGUAAUCUUUAUAAUUAUGAAGAUUUUUUAAUUUUAACAUCGAAUUUUCUGAAAUAUAGAUUAAUAUAGAUUAUCGUCCAAAGUGACUAUUUAAAUGCAGGACAACGCUGCUGAUUUUUAUCCGAAUAUUGGAAGAAAGAUCGCAGAGUGCGAAUAUUGAUUUUACAGUCCUCACAUUUAAAUUUGCUUCCCUGGUUUGCCGAUCGAUCCCGAGAAAUGCUACCGGUCCAUACGUUCGUGAGAUACGAAAGAUACUGAAGCGAGAACACUGUCUUUUGUCGACGUCGUCGUUCGGUUAUCCUCGUGACGCGUAAGACGAGUCGGGUGACUCUUAUCUCGUAGAGCACCACUCUCGCGACGAUAAACAAAAUCCACGCCAUCGCGUAUCGGCUUUCGACAUGUUUCCACCAGCGCCCCGAUCGAGAGGCUUCUUCUUUUAUCUCUCCUCGCGACUAUUUUGCCAACGUCAACUGUCGAUCGCCAUCGCGCGUAUUGAAACCCUUGAUGCACAAAAAUAUCACCGGGAAUGUUGGAAAUUGUCAUAACGGCUAGUAUUUUUAUUUAAAAAACUUGAUAAAAUAUUACAUUUGCUGUUUUUACUAGAUUUAUUACUUGUAUUGUCUGUAUUAAUCUAAUUUCAGUUUAAAAGUAAACGAAGCGUGUCCGUUUGAUUACAACGAAAAUUGUUUCUUUCGUUAUCGGACAGACGAGGAUAAAAACGUUAUGUGUUAAGCUUGCUUAAUGAGUGAGAUGGUACUGUCGAACGAGUUCCAAAUAAAGUUUUGCGGGGUCAAUCAGCCUUAUGUCGGUGAAGUUGGCAUAUCAAUUUCCAGCAAAUCAAAAAUAAAAGGGAAUUUUUGUCGCAUGCAGUCAAGUUCUAUAGUUCCUGAUAUUUUUUAGUAAUAAUUCUGGUGAUUUUAUCCAAAAGCAGUCGAUUGAAAAAAUGAUCUGCUAACUUUUCGUAGCAGAUCAUUUUCUAGCAAAUCAAAAAUAAAAUGGAAUUUUCGCGCACAGUCGAGUUCUAUAGUUCCUGAUACUUUUUAGUGAUAGUUCUGGUAAUUUUGCCAAAAAAAGUUCAUUGAAAAAAUGAUCUGCUAGUUUUUCGUAGCAAAUGUCUACUAUACAAUUGUGAUAUGCUGGUGCUCUUUUCGAGAUCUACGUUAUAGUUCUAGUACUUCUCCAUGUAUUUCAGAAUUCUUCUGGAAUACUUACAUGAAGGAGUACUAGAUCUAUAAUAUAGAAUUCAAAAAAAGAGUCCCGAACUUAAGUAAUGUACUAUCACGAUUAUAUGGGUGAAGUAUUGAUAAAAAUUGUUAAUAAUUAUUCGAAAAUUGCUAAAACUCUUCUGAAAUACAUGGAAGAGCACUUGAACUACAACGUAGGCCUCGAAAAGGGCCCAGAACUCACAUUGAUGCAUCAGCAUGUUACAAUCGUAUAGUAGAGACGUUGAUAAAAAUUGUUAAUAAUUAUUCAAAAAUUGCUAGAAACUAGAACUUUUCUGAAAUACAUGGAGGAAUACUAGAUCUAUAACGCAGGACUCGAAAAUAGCCCCCAACUUACAGUAAUGUAUUAGCAUAUCACGAUUAUAUGGAUGAAGUAUUGAUAAAAAUUGUUAACAAUUAUUCGAAAAUUGCUAGAAGCUGAAACUCUUCUGAACUACAUGGAGGCACUAGAAUUGUAACGUAAGCCUCGAAAAGAACUCACGUCAAUGCACCAGUAUAUUGCAAUCGUAUAAUAGACGUUUGCUACAGAAAACUAACAGAUCAUUUUUUCAAUGGACUUUUUUGGCAUAAUUACCAGAACUAUUACUAAAAAGUAUCAGGAACUAUAGAACUUGACUGUAUGCGAGAAGAACUCCCUUUUAUUUUUGAUCUGCUAGAAAAUGAUCUGCUACGGAAAGUAUUAGCAGAUUAUUUUUUCGACUGUUUUUUGUAUAAAAUUACCAGAACUAUUACUGAAAAGCAUCAGGAACUAUAAAACUCAACUGCAUGCAACAAGAACUCCCUUUUAUUUUUGAUCUGCUGGAAAAUUAUAUUCCAACUUCACGGACACGUCAGUCUUUCGAUCGGUCGCUUCGAGAUACAUACACAGUCGAUGUACAGUUACGCGCACUGCGUGCGUUUUGCAUAUCGUUUUACCAUAUCCACGAUUUUUUUCACAGCUCUAGACUCUAUUUCAUAAAACUGCAUAGGUACUGGUAAUAAGAGACGGACGAUAUUGCAGGUGAUAAUACUAGGCAAUUACGUCUAGAAAUUGAUGUUGCUUUACCAAAUUCCAAGAGUCGCAGUUUUAUAAAACAAAAAUCCAUUUUCGGUUUAAGGGUUAAAUCCCCUGUCGAAUUCCCGCGGUGAUCUGCGGGAGGAGCGAGCGAGAGAAAGAGAGGCUGUUUCGUGUAGUGAGAACAUGUCGACGACGGAGAACGGUACCACUGGCGGCGCGCAGAGCAACGGCAUCAAGACUCUAUCGUCGUCAUCGUCCUCGUCAUCCACGGUGUCGUCCACGACAUCGUCGGGCAUCUCUCCAUCAUCUGGCGGACGUGUCGGCCUAUCCAACAACAGCAACUCGUCCUUCCUCUACAGCAGUAGCACGCUGCUGAACCGGGAGAAGGCGCGGCAAGUGCCGCCGCCGACUCUGCCCAGGUCGAGCUUUAACGCCGGCUCGAACGGCGGCAGCUACAAAUUCAGCCUGGAGAAACUCGCCCUGAGGCAGAAGAUACUGGAUGGGGAAAAGGCGAACGGCGAGUCUAGCUCGAUCCAAACGAAACGUGAGUUAUUCUUCAAGGGCGACAGCACGGGGAUAAUCUCAUCGCCGUCAGUGCCGUCGGUGCCGCCACCGCAGCCGCCGACACAAAUCCCCGGCUCUCAGGUGAACAAUUUGUCGUCGGUGGCGAACGCCACGACAGCUAGCAGCAGCCUCACGUCUCCGAACACGGCGCCGGUAUAUUCGAGCGGGGCCCUGACUGGGCUCAACGCAAAAUCGCGGCUGCCGGCCGCAGCAACGACAAUCCCGAACGACGCCUCGGAGGACAGCAACAGGCGCGAAUCGGCACGUACCGCGAUCUCCUCCAAAGAAGACAGCAACAAGGAGACUAGUCUGCUGCACCAUGCGCGACCCACUCCGCCCACCAAACCCAAGGAGCUCGACGGCUACGUCGGCUUCGCGAAUCUCCCCAACCAGGUCUAUAGGAAGGCCGUAAAGAAGGGCUUUGAAUUCACCCUCAUGGUCGUAGGGGAGUCGGGUCUCGGAAAAUCCACCUUGAUUAAUUCCAUGUUCCUGGCGGACAUAUACAGUGCCGAAUAUCCCGGACCUAGUCUCAGGAUAAAGAAGACAGUUGCCGUGGAAACUAGCAAAGUGUUACUGAAGGAGAAUGGCGUCAAUCUUACUCUCACGGUCGUUGAUACCCCUGGUUUCGGUGACGCUGUGGACAACAGCAACUGUUGGAUGCCAGUAAUCGACUACAUCGAGUCGAAAUAUGAGGAGUUCCUCAACGCGGAAUCCCGCGUGACGAGACGGCAGAUCCCAGACAGUCGAGUGCAUUGCUGUCUCUACUUCGUCGCGCCCUCUGGUCACGGAUUGAAGCCACUUGAUGUGGAGUUCAUGCAGCGUCUCCACGACAAAGUUAAUAUUAUACCUGUUAUUGCUAAGGCAGACACCAUGACGCCGGAUGAGUGCGCACACUUCAAGAAACAGAUCUUGAAUGAGAUUGCGCAACACAAAAUAAAAAUCUACGAGUUUCCGGAGGUCGAAGAGGAAGAGGACAACAAAUUCCAUAAAUUAUUAAGGGACAGAGUGCCAUUCGCAGUCGUGGGAGCGAAUACAGUCGUCGAACACGAUGGGAAGAAAGUGCGAGGAAGAAAAUAUCCAUGGGGAAUUGCAGAAGUUGAGAAUCUAGAACAUUGCGACUUCAUUGCGCUCCGAAACAUGGUAGUAAGAACGCACGUGCAGGAUUUGAAGGACGUGACGAAUAACGUGCACUACGAAAACUUCAGGUGUCGCACCUUGGCCGGUCUAGGCGUAGACGGCAAACCAACAAAGGCCUCAAAUAAUUUGUGCCCUCCAGGAGUGAUGAACAGUUUCAUGACGGUGUGGAACCCGUUGGCGCAGCUGGAAGAGGAGAAGCGUGAGCACGAUAACAAGAUGAAGAAAAUGGAAACGGAGAUGGAGCAAGUUUUCGAGAUGAAAGUUCGCGAGAAGAAGCAAAAGUUGAAGGAUUCCGAGGCGGAUUUACAGAGAAGGCACGAACAAAUGCGACGCUCGUUGGAGCAGCAAGUGCGCGAACUCGAGGAAAAGAGACGAGCGUUUGAGGUGGAAAAAACUGCCUGGGAGCAACAGACCGGCCACAGUAUUGAAGAAUUACGUAGACGCAGCUUAGAAGCGAAUUCGAAAGAGACGGGAUCGAUGUCCUCCGAGGGAUCUGGAGGCGGCGGGGGUACGUUGAGGGGGCCCCGAGGGAUAAGCAGCCUCCUUCGCCGUCACACCAGUUUCAAAUCACCUCAAGACAGCCCCGCACAGAUACAGCUUGUCAUACAGCAUCCUGAGCACCCUUAAUAGAGACCGUCUCCUAGAACGCUCUCGCUCGCUUGCGAGACCCGUUCCGAGAUCACCGCGCAAACUUCUCGCGCUCGACCCUUAUCAACCCUUAUCCAGUCGAGAUUGUCCUCUCUUUUGAACAGCGACAGGAUCACUCGAAACUUCUCUUAGAUCAACAAGAGUGAAAAUCAAAAUAAUUUAGAUUAGUCGGUGGCUCAAAUCAAAAUAGUAAAAUUGAAGUCUUUUGUUUUCGCUAUACACACGCGACAUCGAUCGCCUGAAUAAGGGUUGAGAAAAAUCUUAUCAUCCUCGAGAAGAGUAAGUGUUGCCUAUCUGAACGAUUCGUCGACGUUACUUCAGCAGUGAUUAAAGACAGAAAUAAAAAAUCCCUUUCUUUUGAA